AUGACGGUCUUUCUCGUUUCACUGUUUCUCCCCUAUACCAUUGACUUCCGUGCCACAGAAUACAGGCAUCGACGGAAAUCAUCCACCAGCUACUCGCAUUCAGAUGACCGGAUUGUAGGCCGUCUCGCUGAGACCCGACGGAAACGCCACUCGAGAGGUUACAGUUUAUCUCUCACCCCUGGCGCUACGACGGAAGAUGAGAAGAUCUUUAAGCCCUACAUCUCGCGUGCUGCAGGCGAGAUCCCUUCCGCGGAUGACCCCUACGGCCCUGGCCCCAGUGAACCUCGUGUCAUUUCUUGGGGUCAGAGCCGUAAAUUUAAUCAACCUCGUUCCAAGGCUACGGGUCCUCCUGCGCCAUCGAUUCUAAGCCGUCCAAACCUAGCAGACGAAGAUGACCAGCCAUUAUACCUUGAUGGGGUACUGCUGACCCCAGAUUCAGAAGAGGAUCCUGGAAGUCCGCGCGCGUUACUCUGUGAUCAUGAUUGGGUUGUGAAAGCAGCAGAACAGGGUAAUGGUGGUUUACGCAACGCUGUCAAUGCUGCUGAAAGAGCAGGAAUCCUGUCAGACAAAAUGUGGGUAGGCACACUGGGUAUGCCGACCGAUUCACUCAAAGAUGAAACACGCGCUAGCAUCGCAGAGACACUCGAGGAUGACUAUAAUUCCCUCACGGUCUUCGUCGGCGAUGAUGAGUUUGAAGGGCACUAUUCGCAUUUUUGCCGUGCUGUCCUUUGGCCAGCUUUUCAUUAUCAAAUGCAAGAAAGCCCCCGACACACCCAAUACGACGACUACUCCUGGAAGCAGUAUGUGAAAGUGAAUGAAGCGUUUGCAAACACCAUCGCAGCGUGUUGGCGCCCCGGUGAUAGUAUUUGGAUCCACGACUAUCAUCUUCUGCUCCUGCCAUCAAUGCUCCGAGAAAAGCUGCCAAAGGCAGAAAUUGGCUUCUUCAUGCAUGCCGCCUUCCCCUCUUCUGAAAUUUUUAGGUGUCUCAAUGCACGAGGCGCUUUACUCAGCGGUCUUCUGGGCGCUGAUCUUGUGUCUUUCCAAACAGAGGAGUACUGCUACCAUUUUCUUCAAUCGUGUAGCAGGUUGCUCAGUUUAGAAGUGUCCGUCGACGGGGUUCAACUUCCACAACGCUUUGUCCACGUGAAACGUUCGUCUAUUGGGAUUGACAUCCAAGCGCUCGAUGAGCUGCGUCAGACAGCCGAGGUAAAGGAUUGGAUUACCAACAUAAUCUCCAGAUAUAGUGGGAAACGUUUGAUCGUCGCUCGAGAUAGGCUUGAUGCUCCUGGUGGUAUCAAACAAAAGCUUUUAGCUUAUGAGCUGUUCCUGAAGAGAUAUCCGAAAUGGAGAGACAAUGUUGUCCUUGUUCAAGUCGCUUCGGCGUCGGAGUUGCCUGAAUUAGAGGCGCAAGUCUCGAAGAUUGCUAUGAGAAUAAAUUCAGCGUAUUCGACACUGACGCACCAACCUCUUGUACUCUUGAGACAAGACAUCAGUUAUUCGCAGUUUUUGGCUUUAAUGAGCGUGGCUGAUAUCUUCAUGGUAACCAGUCUGAGGGAGGGCAUGAACCUUACAAGUCACGAUUACAUCCACUGUCAAGAUGGAAAAAUUACUUCGCAGCACCACGGAUCUCUCAUUCUUAGUGAAUUCACAGGAAGCGCUUCCAUAUUCAGUGGCCAUGGUCUGCUUGUCAAUCCAUGGGACUACAGAGAGGUUGCAGAUACGAUUUACAAGGCACUGGAGAUGUCGCCAGAUCAGAAACAGCAUAACUGGGAGUAUCUGCUUGAGAAAAAGGCACCAUACACGGCCAUCGCCUGGUACAAUUCGUUUCAGACAGCUCUUCACAAAGCACACAGCACGCAGUUAUCCCGCGAGCUGAGUCAAGUCUCGUCCCUACCGGUACGCACCUUGCAAGAAGCAUAUGAAAAAUCCCACUUACGGCUAUUCUUUCUCGAGGAUGAUGGAGUUUUUCAAUGCGAUGACUCAAAGCUAUCCAUUACUUUGGUCUCUCUCCUGGACCGUCUGCUUCUUGAUCCUAAGAACAUGGUUUACGUGACCAGUAACAAAAGCCCAGAACAGCUUGAAUCGAGCCUUGAAGGAGUCUCCACUCGGGUGGGACUCGUCGCCGAAAACGGCUGCUUCGUACGCGGUAUUGGAGAAACUCAAUGGAAGGCGUUGGUAGACAUGGCAAGAGCCAAAGACUGGAGGAACGGGAUCCGCAAAGUGAUUCAGUACUACCAGGAGAGGACCGAAGGGAGCCAGUUGGAAGAGCGACGCUGCAUACUAAGCUUUUUGUAUAACAAUGCUCAAGACCCCGAAAUCGCUGCCCGACAGGCCUCCGAUCUUGCUGAUCAAAUCAAUGGUACGCGUGGUAGCGAAGCCAUCCGCAUUGUACUUACAGAUGGUGCAGUGAGCGUUGAACCUUUGGAUAUAACAAAAGCAAAAGCUGCCGAGUUCAUCAUGGACCAGUUAGGCCCACUUCCAGACUUCCUAUUCGUGGCGGGCGGCUCCCGCGGCGAUGAAGCUUUGUUCCGAUGGGCAAACCGCUUACAGUCCAGUGGCAUGAUCCCAAGUGUUACCACACUCACCGUCGGCGAGCAUGCCACCGAGGCCAAAGCCGUACUCCCCAGCGACAUGAGUGUGGCAAAUGUUGUAAACACUCUGUGUUCCCCAAUAACAAACGGUGGCUAUGACUAUCCUGACGAGAAGGGGUGCAAUGGGAUGAACGGGAACACGGUAGGUGAAUCCCACAGGACGUAA
Aspergillus alliaceus is the source of this 2757-nucleotide messenger RNA. RefSeq names its product trehalose-6-phosphate synthase. Gene Ontology annotation, molecular function: catalytic activity. Bases 1 to 2757 code for a protein of 918 amino acids. Gene Ontology annotation, cellular component: alpha,alpha-trehalose-phosphate synthase complex (UDP-forming); cytosol. NCBI's taxonomy places the organism in Eukaryota, Fungi, Ascomycota, Eurotiomycetes, Eurotiales, Aspergillaceae. Gene Ontology annotation, biological process: trehalose biosynthetic process. The transcript has 4 exons. The record is from RefSeq and is a predicted model, not a curated record.